UCGCCAGUUUGGGAAGCUCAUCGUAAAGUUGAAAAAUCAAUCGGUAAAACCUUUCUGAAUAGUAUUAAAUUAGCAUUAAAACUUCAUUGGAAAAGGUUCAUCUAUUGCGUUCUUUUAAUGGCUUGUUUUAGUUUUAUGAGUCAUGGUACACAAGAUUUGUAUCCAACAUUCCUAAAAGUACAACUCGGAUAUACAUCAAGUCAAGUUACAAUACUUACAGUGGUAGCAAAUAUAGGGGCUAUAAUUGGAGGCUUAACUUGUGGGUAUAUGUCACAAUUAUACGGUCGUAAGAUCACCAUCGUUAUCUCGGUAAUUUUGGCGGCUUGUUUUAUGUCAUUAUAUAUAUUGCCAAGACAAUUUGGAUGGUUGAUUGUCGGAGCUUUUGCAGUCUACUUUUUUGUACAGGGGGCAUUGGGAGUGGUUCCAGCGCACUUGAAUGAACUUUCGCCACCAGAACUUCGUGGUACGUUCCCAGGGUUAACUUAUCAAUUGGGUAGUUUAAUAGCGGCAUCAUCGGCGCAAAUUGAAGCAAAGUUAGGGGAGAAAUUUAAAAAAAAUGGAACGCCUAAUUAUGGAUUAAUUAUCGUCUUACUAUCGGUCAUCGUAAUGACGUUAUUGGUUAUAAUCACUUUACUAGGUAAAGAAAAUAAAGAUAUUAAUUUUAUUGAACAAGUUGAACAGCAUAUUAUAAUUGAUAAGGAGAAAGUUAAAGGGAAGGGACAGGAUGAAAGAGAAAUGGUUGUAAUAAGUGAUGCGUAA
Molecule: messenger RNA, 759 nt
Organism: Funneliformis caledonium
Lineage: Eukaryota; Fungi; Glomeromycota; Glomeromycetes; Glomerales; Glomeraceae
Source: the annotation of a GenBank genome assembly